CGCAGCCCGGCGGCGGGUUAUCGAGCUACCCCCGACUCGCCGAUUCCGGGUAACCCGACUCGGGCCGUCACGCCGGGCGGCUCCGUGGCGCCUCCCUGCAUGUCACCCGGCGACAGCGACGUCAACAAACCCUCCUUUCUGCCCGACGCCAAAGCGGCCCCGCCCACAGGUAACCCGAGCGACGGCCUGCGUCUGACGUUCCCGGUGCGAGACGGCGUGGUCCCGGAGCCCCUCAGGUUGGAGCGCAACCUGGCGGUCAGCAAUCACGUCUUCCGGCUCAGAGACGCCGGUCACGAGUGUGCCCGCGUGUGCAGGUACAGGCCAGACCUGGAUCUUCAGUUCAAGUGCUACCACCACGAGGAUCGGCAGAUGAACGCCAACUGGCCGGCCUCGGUCCAGGUGAGCGUCAACGCCACGCCGCUGACCAUCGAGCGCGGCGACGACAAGGCGUCGCACGAGCCUCUGUACCUGAAACGCGUGUGCCAGCCGGGCAGGAACGCCAUCCAGCUCACCGUCGCCGCCUGCUGCUGCGUCAGUCACGCGCACGUCUCUCCGCCGUCUCACUGUCUCCCUCGUGUGGCGCAGUCCCACCUGUUCGUCGGUGCGUUCGGUCCUUCAGGGUCUGAUGAAGAAGAGGCUUCCCGCCGAGCACUGCGUCGCCGAGAGAGAGUCGCCGGAGCGUUUCGCCACGACAGCUUUGGGUCCGAGCGGCUUGACGCUCUCGCGAUGCGUGCAGUCAAAAGGAACUUCAGCAGCGGCGGCACCGUUGCUCAACGGCGAGGACGCAGUGGAGCAGACGGCCGUCAGGGUGUCGCUCAAAUGUCCCAUCACCUUCAGGCGGAUCCAGCUGCCUGCCGGCCAGAGGGCACGACUGCGGGCACAUGCGGGGGGGGGGGCACACUUUUCUCAGCGCUCACCACUUCCUGUUUGCAGUGCUUCGACCUGGAGCCCUACCUGCAGCUCAACCGCGAGAGAGGAACGUGGAGAUGUCCCGUCUGCCACGCCGCUCGUGUCGCCGCUUUCACGACAGUAAAACGGGGCUGCUGGAGGGCCUGGAAGUGGAUCAGUACAUGCUGGGAAUCCUCAUCUACGUUCAGAGCAACACAACUAGCCCCCGCCAAGUCACCUCCGGAAGCUUCUCCGACCGUCGCCGUCUCCGGUCAGGAUCCUUUGGUCGGACCCGGCCGCCGGGCUCACGCGAUGGCUGCCGACCGCGGUCGAGCUCGCUUCCUGUCUGUGACGCGCCCAAUAAAGUUGACGUGAGUCCUGGUCCAAAAUGAAAUGAAUAUUUCUUUAUUCUUAACAAGCAAAUAAUCAUCUUGCUGGUGUGAACCUUUUUACUAAUUGACAAUAAUCAGCAAAUUCUUAGCCCCUGCAUGUUAAUACAGGACAUAAGACAGUAAAUUCAAACGUUUAAAAAAAACAUGAAUAUUGUAAAAUAUGAAAUGCAUGCCGUGAUGUCAGUUUGGCGCCCAAAGGACCGCAUUGACAUUUGAGGGCAGCUGUAAUGAUUCUGAAUGGAAGAAAGCAGAAGCAGCUCAAGAAAUGUUAGCUGCGAUCGCAAACUGCGACAUUGACAACAGACGAGUUAUGACGACGGGGUCGCGAUUAUAUUUCUCAGUACGGUACGAGAGCAAAAGAGAGGAAGACCAAAGAAAAGGUUGCUGGAUGUUGUGAGGGAGGCCACGAGGACAGAGAGGAGGAUGCAGGAGAUUUGGCCAAGAUGGGGAAAAAAGAUGACGCUUGCGGCGACCCCGUGCGGGACAAGCCGAAGGAAAAGUGAAGUACAGUUUCGCGCAGAUGACCGCACCCCGUCCGCGUGACCGCGCAUUCCUCCUGGGUUGGGGGCGGGGCGGGGCGCGGCGCGCGCUCGGACAGCCGUUGGCCAAUCAGCGCUGCUCACGAUUGACCACUCGGACUAUCGCUCGCCCCGAUUCGCGGUCCGCCGGCGGGGGGGGCGGGACCGCGUAUUCGAGAACCUUCGGCAAAGCGCCGCCCGAGCGGCCCGUUCUGAGGGGGGAAAAAAAAAAAAAACCCAACGCGGCGUAAAAAUGGCUC
Molecule: messenger RNA, 2058 nt
Organism: Syngnathoides biaculeatus (alligator pipefish)
Lineage: Eukaryota; Metazoa; Chordata; Actinopteri; Syngnathiformes; Syngnathidae
Product: zinc finger MIZ domain-containing protein 1-like
Exons: 5
Biological process (GO): protein sumoylation; regulation of transcription by RNA polymerase II
Molecular function (GO): SUMO ligase activity
Source: RefSeq, a predicted model, not a curated record